UGGUGUUACAUCUGUAAAAGUAUCUCGCGUAUGAAGGCGAGAGGAAAAACGCAUAAUGUUGAGUGUUUUCGGUUUGUGGUGAGCGGUGAGCGUUGAAAGAGAAGAAGAAGAAGUAUGUUUUGGUUGUCUUCCCUCCAAAAACUGUUCCACCUGCUCCACCACGAUGUCUUCCAUUCCAAAGAAUGUCUUUUUAUUAAUUAUGUUUUGGUUUUCUUCCCUCCAAAAACUGUUCCUGCUCCACCACCACGAUGUCUUCCAAAGAAUGUCUUUUUAUUAAUUAUACUAAAGAGUAAAUGGGGUAUUGCGUUGGUGCCUUUGAUUUGAAACCCUGAAACCAUGUCUCAAAGGCCAACACCAAAACAGUCUCAGCUGAGAUCGCUGCUUCAACUAUUAGAUCAAGACCCUGAUGCCGUUGAAGAAUUCCUAAGUCAAAGAACGUCAACAGAGCCCGUUUCAGGAGAUACCCCCAGAGGUUUACUUGGUUCCAGUGGAUUGAUUUCUUCACAAGGCACUUCGAGAGGAUUGUUUGCUGGAGGCACUCCACGACAAAAAAAUCAAGGGAACCAGUUAGUAUCAACGACCAAAUUACUUGGUAGUAAGAGCAAGAAAACCACAGUGGAACCACUAGAUAUCUCCUUCUGUAGAAAGCUCAUUUUACUUCGUGAUCACAAUCACCGAAAGGUUCUUACUGAAAGUGAAGAGGCUGAACAUUGUCGUGCUAAUAAUGUGUGUGACUCAGCAACCUUUCAAACAAAUUGGUCCGAAGCAAAAAUCAAGGAUCACAUUCGAGCUAUCUUUAACCAAGGUGACGUGAAGAAAAUUAAUAACGAGGAAUUAAAAAUCCUUAAAAUCGUGAAACAGAGCCACCUUGCGAACUAUUUCCUAGAGCCGGGCGCUGAACUCAAUGGCAGGUUUCUUAAUGAAUAUUCCAAGGGAAUUAUAUACAUCAGCGCCGUUCCUAGUGACAAUGAAGCCAAUGCUUUAGUGCCCAAAACAGGGAAAGUAAAUAAGGAUCCGAGUUUCAGUGCAUCUGGCUCUCCCCAACCCUCCACUUCCACCACCUCUCGGCAGUGUGAUUAUGAUGUUUCCCAUUGCUUGCCCAAAGGAAGAACCAUUGCAUUUGAUUCAUCAGAAUCUUCAGACGAGGACAUUUUCCUGCCAAAAAAGAGACCGAAAGAGACAGCAAAACCGAUCACCAAAACAGAGCAUCGCAGCAGUGAUAUUUACACAGAUCCGAACGGUAGACACUGGUUUUUUGAUGAUAACGGAGUUGGACACGAAUUGGUCGACGCAUCCACCACUACCAGGAGGAGCGUUUCAAUGGCAAUUGAUAUGGCCAAGACCAGAAUCACCGGACCCUACAAACUUUUAACGUUGCGAAGGUCUCAAGUUUUGCAGGAUCUGUUACAAAACCUGAUGGAGUGUCCUUCAGUACCCGUAGCUGACAUCUCUAUGCGGUUGAUGAACGAACGUGGUGUGGGAAAAGGAGUAAUGAAAGAGGUGAUGACACUUGCUAUGCAGGAAGUCAUCAAGUCAGACCUAUUCGAAGGUAACGAAUACUGCAAGACAUUAAAGAAGAGCAUCAUCGCCGAGCGGAUUGGGGAGUACCAAUCAUAUGGUUUCAUCAUUGCAUUUUCAAUAGUACAUGAUGGCCCGAUGCCAACAUUUUUUAGUCCCGUUCUUGUGGAUCUUAUUUUUAAUUCUGAUCCAGUAACUGCGACCCUAGAUGAUGUGUUAAAUCUGCACGUCAAGGCUCAGAUAACGGCGUUAAAGCAAGCCGAAAACUAUGCAGAUGCCAGGUCAGCUUUAGCAGAUGGAGAAAUUUUUGAACGCGCUGGCACCUACCAACAACUCAGCGAAUCAAACUGGUUUGAGCAGCGAGAAAUAGCAAUAAAAGAUGCCAUAGAAUUCUAUUGCAUACAGAAUGUUAGAGAACCAGCACGUCUUCUAGGGUUUGGCUUAAAUAGAUAUUACAGUCUAAUUGAUGAAUUGAAACACUGCGAUAUGGCUGAUGUGAAGCAACUUUUUUGUCACAGCCAUCCUAAAAACGCCAUCCUUUCGGCUAAAAUGAUGAAGGAAUUAUUCAAAGUUUCUCCUGAAGAUGCAAAGACACCUGCUUACAAGAACUGGCUUCGUUUUUUAGACGAAUUAGAAAAGAAAACAGCUGCACCUGGUCUUGAGUUGAAGGACAUGCUUCGCUUCGCGACUGGCCUUGAUUCAGUGCCACCCUUUGGAUUCAAAACAAGCAAGCCUGUGAUAAAGAUUGAGCCUUUACUAAUGCCAAAAGGCAAAAUUUGUUUUAACCAACUUACGCUGCCUUCCCUUAAUGCUUCUUACUUCGAGUUUAAGACGAUGAUGGAAACAGCAAUGGAAUUUGGUUCUGAACUGGACGAGGCGUAACCUUUUUACAUUCCCUCCUUUAAUGUAAUUAUGUCCUGUGUCGGUGCCUUUAGUGUUUUUCUAAUAGAAUAAGUUGCGUGUUGUCUCUAAGACUGAGUUACCAAAGUUGACUUGGAUUUGAAAAAAGGGACUAGGGUUAGCACCUGCCUCAGAGCCUUCUGCGAAGUGUAAAAAAUUUUCAGCUUGAAAAUGGUCGAAGUUUAAAAUGGCGAAAAAUUGCGGGAAAUUUCUGAAAUUGAAAAUCCAGAAAUUGUGUUUUUCAAAAUACCUCAUAGUUCCAGAAAAAUACUGCUGGAACGCUAAAAGUGUUGCAUUAUUGAAAGUUGAAGGAUCUUAAUGGUUUAACACCGUUUAAUCAUCGAAAUGGAUGGAUUUUUCUAAAAACCUAUACUUUUCUGAACUUAAGGGUAUUUUGAUAAACAGAAUUUCUGGAUUUACAAUUUCUGAAGUUUCUCCUCGAUUAGCUGCCAUUUUAAAAUUUGAUCAUUUUCAAGCUGAAACAUUUUCACCUUAGUCUGUUAUCGUGCUCACGACAUAUUUUUUUCUUAAAAGUAGACAUAUUUAUCUUUAAUAAUCCCAGGUCGAACGUUUUUCUACGACAUUUAGAAGCUGCACAAUUAAUUCUCAAAAAUUGGUCUGAUUCAGACAUUGAACAGCCAUAACUCGUGAACGACUGGUCCAAACUACAAAAACUUGGGGUCAUUUUAUUUGUAAUAUUAAGGCCUAUUCAAUGGACCAUAAAUAACUAGGGGUUACCAUAAGAGAUUUCAAAGUUGAACACUGUGCGAGCCCCUCCUAAAGCGGCUCAAUUUUGACAACCCCCCCCCACCCCCCUAAAAAGUUUCCUCCUCGAUGCAAUAAAAAUUGCUGCAAACCCGAAGUUUCUAUCUCUAUUCAUUCUGAAAUAAAAUUUAUUUUUCAGUUACUUUUUGGAAACCCGGUAUGUAAGGAUGUGUAAUGACGCAUUUGUUUUCAUUUUUUUUAACAAAUAAAAUGUUCAAUAUUGGGUGCAAUCCAA
Molecule: messenger RNA, 3418 nt
Organism: Bemisia tabaci
Lineage: Eukaryota; Metazoa; Arthropoda; Insecta; Hemiptera; Aleyrodidae
Product: G2/M phase-specific E3 ubiquitin-protein ligase
Molecular function (GO): ubiquitin-protein transferase activity
Source: RefSeq, a predicted model, not a curated record